Molecule: messenger RNA, 1428 nt
Organism: Exophiala oligosperma
Lineage: Eukaryota; Fungi; Ascomycota; Eurotiomycetes; Chaetothyriales; Herpotrichiellaceae
Exons: 3
Coding region: 1-1428 (475 amino acids)
Biological process (GO): pantothenate import across plasma membrane
Cellular component (GO): plasma membrane
Molecular function (GO): pantothenate transmembrane transporter activity
Source: RefSeq, a predicted model, not a curated record
AUGGUUGGGUCAAGAUCUCUCCGGGCGUACCUCUGGUCCGACAAGUCGCCUGAAGAGAGGAAGCUUGUCCGCAAGGUUGACUGGUUUAUCCUAUCUUUCUGCUGCUUGAUGUACUUUUUCAACUAUCUUGACAGGUCGAACUUGACUCAAGCAUAUGUCUCGGGCAUGGAAGAAGACCUUGGUUUCAAGGGCAACCAAUUGACCCAGAUCACCACCAUAUUUACAUGUGGCUAUAUAGUUGGCAUGGUGCCAUGUAACUUGGCUCUUUACUACAUCAGGCCGAGGAUAUUCUUUCCUUCCAUGACUGUUCUUUGGGCCGCCCUCACCAUGGUCACGGCGGCAGCACGCAAACCUGAACAUAUAAUGGCGAUUCGAUUCUUCGUGGGUGUUGCAGAGUCCAGUACAUUUAUCGGCACUCAUUACAUCCUGGGUUCGUGGUAUACCGAGAGUGAGUUGGGCAAGAGAAGUGGCAUCUUCACUUCUUCCGGUUUGGCUGGAACAAUGUUUGGCGGCUUCAUUCAAGCUGGUAUCUACAAGAGCAUGAAUGGUCUUCAAGGACUCGCCGGGUGGAAAUGGCUUUUCAUUAUUGAUGGAUUAAUUACCCUGCCAGUCGCUGUCUACGGCUUUUUACUGUUUCCUGAUACUCCCUCAACGACAACCGCGCCAUAUCUGUCCGCCGAAGAACGAGCUCUGGCCUUGUCAAGAGUGCCCGAAGUGCCGGAGCAAAAGCCAAUAUCGCUAUCGUUUGUGAAGCGAGUCUUCAAAUCUUGGCAGUUUUAUGGCUUUGUGGUGCUUUGGAUCAUUGCAGGAGAAACGGAGAGUUUCAGCUCCAAUAGUUUGUUGGCAUUGUACAUGAAAGCCGAGCCGUCGGAAAAUUACAGCGUAUACCAACUCAACAACUACCCUACCGGAGUUCCCGCCGUCGGCAUUGUAUCGACCCUUUUCUGGGCCACCCUUACCGAUUUCUAUGGCGGCAAGAGAUAUUUGGUGGCUUACUGGAUCGCCACCACUGGUAUCAUUACUUCUGCCAUCAUACUCGCACCAUCGACGACUGUCGCCGGGCAUUUUGGGGCCUAUUACUGGGCGGGUUCGGUGUACGCGUGCCAAGCAACAUUCUUCGCCUGGGCGAAUGAUGCCUUGAGAUAUGAAGAAGACUCGCUUCGAGCUAUCGUGAUUGCAUGCAUGAAUCUUGGAAGCAACGCCGUCAAUGCGUGGUGGUCAAUUGUCUUCUAUUCUGCUGAUUUCGCACCCAAAUUUACCCGUGGUAUGUGGGCCAUGAUAGCGGUCAGUAUUGCAAUGGCCAUCUGGACAUGUGGUUUGCAAAUUAUCGAAAGGAAGUACAGGAAGACUACGCCCGUUACUGCUGGUGGACAAACCGUAUCUGAAGAACUUGAGAAGGAGACAAUCAGUGGCGAGGAGAAAUUAUAG